Molecule: messenger RNA, 2938 nt
Organism: Haliotis rubra (blacklip abalone)
Lineage: Eukaryota; Metazoa; Mollusca; Gastropoda; Lepetellida; Haliotidae
Product: peptidyl-glycine alpha-amidating monooxygenase B-like
Biological process (GO): peptide metabolic process
Cellular component (GO): membrane; extracellular region
Molecular function (GO): copper ion binding; oxidoreductase activity, acting on paired donors, with incorporation or reduction of molecular oxygen, reduced ascorbate as one donor, and incorporation of one atom of oxygen; protein binding
Source: RefSeq, a predicted model, not a curated record
UGGGAAGGCGGAAGUGUUUUCGUUGGAUCGUGAGAAUCCGUAAUUUUUCUGGACGAUCAAUUCGACGUAAAGUAACAGCUGUCACUGUGUAUGAUACCAUCUCAUAAAGUUGAUAUGUGUUAAACGAGACACUCUGACAAGCAUGACACUAUCAUUUGCUAUUCAAAGGAAACAACAAUAAAAAGGUUCAGACAACAGUGAGCAGCGUUCAGCAACAAGCAGCUGACAGGGAGGAAAGGACAGACUGUCAACCAUCAUCUCUUCCACCUUCCUUGAGAAGACAUGGCAAGACACACGUGUGUUAUUCCUGCUGUGUUAGCCUGUGUCAUAGCAGUGGUUACAGGACACAGCAUUGGUGCUGACAAUGCAGGACAUAGUAUCAAUACUGCCGAUGACAGCCUAAAGCCGACUGAUGGAGUCCUGGGGGACACGAUGAAGAUGGACAUCAAGAUGAAGGGGGCACAUCCUGACACUCCGGAUUCCUACCUUUGUUCCAGCUACAGUUUGAAGGACUUAGAUAUGGAUGAGAACUACAUUGUUAAGUUUGAGGCUAUGGCUGAUGUGAAGACAGCUCACCACAUCCUGCUGUAUGGCUGUGACGGGGAGCCUGCCAGAGGUACAGACAUAUGGAAGUGCCCAGCCGUGUGCCGGGACCGUUCCCAGGAGCAGAUCAUGUUCGCCUGGGCCAAAGCUGCACCACCCACUCGCCUACCUAAAGAUGUUGGUUUUCGAGUGGGUAGAGCCUCGUCCAUCAAAACCAUCGUGCUACAAGUCCACUACAAGCAUAAGUUCAGCGAAACUAUGCCUCGUGACUACUCAGGAAUACGUAUCUAUCUCACUCCUGAAAGACAGAAGUAUGUUGCAGGAAUACAUCUGAUGGCAUCCUACAGAAUUGAGAUCCCCCCAAACACCCCUGUGACUCACUCUGACAUCAGCUGCACAUACACCGGACCCAAGCCUAUGCAUCCCUUUGCCUACAGGACACAUGCCCACAGUCUUGGAAAAGUGAUAUCUGGUUAUCUCUUCAACGACACCUGGUAUGAAAUUGGCAAGGGCAAUCCACAGUGGCCCCAGGCAUUUUACCCAGUAAAUGGCUCCUUCACUGUGAACCCAGGCGAUGGACUGGCUGCACGAUGUACCUUUGAUUCAACUAGCAGGAAUAGAGUCACAAACAUUGGAGCUACAGGAGCAGAUGAGAUGUGCAACUUCUACAUCAUGUACUACACCGACUCCAGCGUCAAGAUGCCCUCGGGGCAAUGUGGGGGAAACCAGCAACCCAAUCUCAUCGCCAACAUCCCCCAGGACUCCGACGUCCCUCUGCCACCGAACCCGGAGCUGGAGGAGGAAGCUAUGGGACAUCAUCACCAUCACUCUGGCAUGCAGACCGAGGCCUCGCAAACUGUGGACCAGACAGACAAGGCAGAUAACCUCCCUGACCCGCUGGUGUUUGACCCCUCCUGGCCCGCUGAGGAGCUUACCCUGGGGCAGAUCGGAGGCAUGGCCACAGAUAAGGAAGGGAAUGUGUACAUCUUCCACAGAGGCAGUAGGCAGUGGGACAGUCGGUACGUGUCAGGAUCCCAUACCGAGAAUGUGAUCAUUGUCCUUGACAAGAAGGGCAAACUGGCGCAGUUUGGCAGCAAUCAAUUCUAUCUGCCCCAUGGUAUCGAAGUGGACUCCAAGGGCAACAUCUGGGUCACCGACAUCGGCCUGCACCAGGUGAUGAGAAUCCCCAAAGGUGCGUCCGCCCCAGACUUGGUCCUCGGUAAACAGUUUGAGCCUGACAGCGACAACGAACACUUCUGUAAACCAGCAGACAUCGCAGUCAUGGAGUCUGGGGAGUUCUUUGUGGCAGAUGGCUACUGUAACAGCCGUGUUCUCAAGUACUCCAGCAACGGCACAUUGCUGGAUGAGUGGGGGCAAGCUGACUUCACAGACAAUGGUGAUGCUGGAGUCCCCCCAUCUGUGUUCAACAUCGUCCACAGUGUGACUGUAGCAGAGGACAAGAAGCUGGUUUGUGUAGCAGACGAGAAUGGACGGAUACAAUGCUUUGAUCUGGAUGGAAACUUCCGAUUUAUCAUCAAGAACUAACACAUGGGUCCUCGUGUGUUUGCCAUCGAAAGUACUGUCCUCUGCAUGAUGGACCCACCCCACGAUGACAAGCAGACCAAAGUCCAGGGGUUCACCAUAGCCCUGAGCACAGGAGACCUGCUGCAGACGUGGGACAUCCCCAAUGGUCUACGGAACCCCCAUGAUGUGACAGUUGACUCCACCGACCAUGCUGUGUAUGUGGAGAACUUUGAUCCGCACAAAGUGAAGUUUGGCAGGUUCCAGGGAAUCGAGCCUGGAAGAUUUAUCAUGGCCGCAGCUGUUCCUGAUAAGAAAGGCUUUGCUGGGAAGCCCAAGGACACAAGUGACACAACAGGGACACAGAUGCCCCCUAUUGCAGGCACAAGCAACAGUUCCGUGACUCAGGAGAUGAAGGACGUCCAUGACAAGAAGUCUGACUACAUGCCCUCUAUUAUCAUCGGUGUGUUGUUGAUAGUUCCGGUGGUGUUGCUGCUGGUAGUCACAGUCAUCAUCCGACUGCACCAUUCAGGUAAAAUAUCCUGUUUCUCAGGCAAGAAACAAAAGGUGUUUAGUCUCCAGAGUUUCCUCGGUAACUCUCACAAGGGUUUUGACCGACUGAGCACAGAAGAGAGUGACCAUGAACUUGACCCAUUGAUGACCUCGGAUCAGGAGGAGUACACGGCUCCCAGUAAGAAGCAGAGGGCGUGAUUCUGCUUCUGUGUGAUUGCCUCCUCUUACACUGAAAAACUAUGCCUUCAAUUAUUCAGAUGCUUAUUUUGGAGAUAAACUGGGACUCAGUGUUGUUAUAAUUGAUCUUUUACUCGGCUACGAUGCCUCUGGGGAUGAAGAUCUUUUACUCGGCUACGAUGCC